Messenger RNA from Cotesia glomerata, 1879 nucleotides. It is a transcript of the gene mof, whose product is annotated as histone acetyltransferase KAT8. The record is from RefSeq and is a predicted model, not a curated record. The coding region runs from base 239 to 1606 and encodes 455 amino acids. Gene Ontology annotation, molecular function: histone acetyltransferase activity. The transcript has 7 exons. NCBI's taxonomy places the organism in Eukaryota, Metazoa, Arthropoda, Insecta, Hymenoptera, Braconidae. Gene Ontology annotation, biological process: regulation of DNA-templated transcription.
ACAUAUUCAUACUAUAAUAAAAGACAAAGCUAUAAGAUGUACACAUAAAUGUUACCAACUGUUGGCGUAAAGCCAUUCCAUCUCCAACUUAUUAAAUAAUUUGCCGGUAAUAGUUUUAGUCAUAAGAAUUACUUGGAGUUUCGUACAUCAAACGUUUUACAAUAAAAAUUAAACGCAAGCUAAAGAUACUCAAGGCACAUUUUCCCACUUAGCAGCGCUUGAUUAUUUUUAUUCCAAAAUGGCGGAUAUGGAGCUACGAGGCAAGGAGAGUACCGUUGUGAGUGCUAAGGAAAUAAUGGUGAAGCAAGAAAAACGUGAAAAUCCAAUUACUAAUGGAGGAAAAGAGUCUGGUGACGACGCUGAUAGCUCGGAGGAAGUGCGUUUGGACGUUGGCGAACACUAUCUUGUGCGAAGAUCCGAUGACUCUUGGCAUCCUGCGGAAAUAAUCCAGAGCCGAUACAACGAAUUAGAAUCGCAUUAUGAGUAUUACGUACAUUAUGAAGGAUACAACAGGAGGCUGGAUGAAUGGGUACCGAGAGACAGAAUCAUGUCCAGUAGAUUUGAUAUGAAUGACACGAGAUGGAAAACUAGCGAACACAAUCCUGCAAGUGAUUUAUUGGCUGAUUCAUCAGAUAGAAAAAUCACGAGAAAUCAAAAGAGAAGGCAUGAUGAAAUUAACCACAUACAAAAAACAUACGCAGAGAUGGAUCCUACGACAGCGGCACUUGAGAAAGAACAUGAGGCUAUUACGAAAGUUAAAUAUAUUGAUAAAAUUCAAAUCGGAAAAUAUGAAAUAGACACCUGGUAUUUUAGUCCUUAUCCGGAAGAAUAUGGCAAGCAGCCGAAAUUAUGGAUUUGUGAAUAUUGUCUCAAGUAUAUGAGACUAGAAAAAACUUAUCGUUAUCACAUGAGUGAAUGCACACACAGACAGCCAGUUGGUAAAGAAAUAUAUCGUAAAGGAACUCUGAGUAUUUGGGAAGUCGAUGGUAGAGAACACAAAGUUUAUUGUCAAAAUCUUUGUCUUCUUGCAAAAUUAUUUUUAGACCAUAAAACACUAUAUUUUGAUGUUGAACCGUUUCUUUUUUAUAUUUUAUGUGAAGUUGAUAAACAUGGAGCUCAUUUAGUUGGUUAUUUUUCAAAAGAAAAAGAGUCGCCAGACGGUAAUAACGUUGCGUGUAUUUUAACAUUACCUCCAUUUCAAAGACAAGGAUAUGGCAAACUUUUAAUAGCAUUCAGUUAUGAAUUAAGUAGAAUUGAACAGACUGUGGGAAGUCCUGAAAAACCUUUAAGUGAUCUCGGUAAAUUAUCGUAUCGUAGUUAUUGGAGUUGGAUCCUGUUAGAGAUAUUACGUGAUUUUAGAGGAACAUUAAGCAUUAAAGAUCUCAGUAAUAUGACCAGUAUCUCACAAACAGAUAUAAUAUCAACCUUACAAAGUAUGAAUAUGGUGAAAUAUUGGAAAGGUCAACAUGUAAUUUGUGUAACGCCAAAAUUAGUUGAAGAGCACAUCAAAAGUUCACAAUUUAAGAGGCCAAGGCUAACAGUAGACAGUACAGCAUUAAGAUGGGGUGCUCCACCACGUAAAAACGUCAAACCUGGAAAAAAAUGAUAGCAAAGCUCAUUUUUUAAAAAUACGAGCGAAUGUUUAAUUAAAAAUAUUUUAAUUCCGUAAUUCUGGUACUUUCUCGAAUUACUAUUUCCUCAAGACGCUUUUUAAUUGACACCAAUUGAUUGCGUCAUUUUUAAAUAGACUCUCACAAGCUUUAUUAUUAUUAUUACUAUAACUAUUAUCUUGUACAAAAUAUUUUCGCGUUCAGAUUUGAAUACGGAAUACUAUUAGAUUAAAAUACAAAUACAAAGAUGUAAUGAUAAUUAUUCCUAC